GCAUAAAUUUUUAAUAUCUAUAAAAUUUCUCAAGCAUAAAUAACGAACUGUUGGCAACUCUUUGUAUUAUCAUAAAUUUACAUAUCGCGAAAUUUUACCGCCAAAGAUCCUUGUGCAGAAGUUCAAAGUGGUCAAUUUACUAAAUGAUCGAGGAGAGUCAAGUUGAGCCUGUUGCAAAAAAAAUGAAACUCGAUACUAAAUGUGUAUUGCGUUGGGCCAAACUUACUGAGCAUGCCUUGGAACCCGUACGCGGUUCGGAGCGUGCUGCUGGUUUAGAUUUACGCAGUGCAUACGAUUUAAAGGUACCAGCGCGUGGAAAAGCUUUGGUUAAAACCGAUCUGCAAAUACAAGUUCCCAGUGGCUCUUACGGUCGCGUAGCACCACGAUCCGGCUUGGCUUGGAAGAAUUUUAUCGAUGUGGGAGCUGGUGUGAUUGAUGAAGAUUACCGAGGCAAUUUGGGUGUUGUUCUUUUCAAUCAUUCCGAUGUUGAUUUUGAUAUUAAGCGUGGCGACCGCAUUGCCCAAUUGAUUUGCGAGCGUAUAUUCUAUCCGGAAUUGGAGCAAGUAGAUAAACUGGAAGACACUGAACGUGGUGAAGGAGGAUUCGGUUCGACGGGUGUGACCGACCUGCCAGUUGCCGAUAAAAAUGGCGAAUGUAAAGAUGAGAAAGAGAAAGAAGUUGCUAAGCCUUGAUUUUAGCUCGGUUUGCAUUUCUUUUUUUCAUAUAAUUAUCGUGUUAUUUAUAAAGAUGUAAUAAUUCACCUAAACAUUUAUAGAAUUCCAUAUUUUUUAAGUUUUACCUUUGAAUAUGAAUGAAUAAAGUUAUAAUGUUAUCUUCAAUUAAUGAUUAACUCGCAUACAACUUUCUGCACUCGGGAAGUGUGAAACAUGCAAUGUUUGAUAUAUGGAAUUAGUAAGCUCUCUAGCAAAAAUGUGUCUUCUUUAAAGAUGGAUAACUCUGCAUGUUGUUAAUUGUUGCCCACAUCCUUCGUUGCUUCUUGGCGCAACGGUUACGCUUGACACGUUUACAUUCGGCGCUCAUACCUAUGCUCACGUCUUGGUGUAUGCAAGUAAUUACGAUUUUAAUUAGAUAUCUAAUGUGCAUUAAGUUACUACUUGGCGCUUUGCUUUCUUUAUGAACUCCAUCUUGCAAUACAU
Glossina fuscipes is the source of this 1157-nucleotide messenger RNA. RefSeq names its product deoxyuridine 5'-triphosphate nucleotidohydrolase (gene dUTPase). Gene Ontology annotation, molecular function: dUTP diphosphatase activity; magnesium ion binding. NCBI's taxonomy places the organism in Eukaryota, Metazoa, Arthropoda, Insecta, Diptera, Glossinidae. The transcript is spliced from 2 exons. The record is from RefSeq and is a predicted model, not a curated record. Gene Ontology annotation, biological process: dUMP biosynthetic process; dUTP catabolic process. The coding region runs from base 144 to 692 and encodes 182 amino acids.